This is a messenger RNA of Diaporthe batatas, 591 nucleotides long. RefSeq lists its product as uncharacterized. The coding region runs from base 1 to 591 and encodes 196 amino acids. The transcript is spliced from 2 exons. The record is from RefSeq and is a predicted model, not a curated record. Lineage: Eukaryota; Fungi; Ascomycota; Sordariomycetes; Diaporthales; Diaporthaceae.
AUGGCCGACACCACCAGCCCGGCCCUCCGCUCCACCGCGAGCCUCGUGGGCAUAACCUCGACCCUCCUCGUCUCCGGCUUCAACAUCAGCACCUCGUACCUGUUCGUGCCGCACCUGUACAGCCUGGACAAGCACGCCGCCACGCGCAUCUUCGACCGCCUGUACCACGACGGCCUCAGGGCCGUCGUGCCCCUGGCCGCAGCGGGGAUCCUCUCCUUCAGCUACCUGGCCUAUAGCUCGUCCCCGCCCUCGCCCGCCGGCGCCCUGGGGACGACGGGCUUGGGCCUGGCCAGGCGGCCCGCCUUCGCCGCCGCCGCGGGCCUGGUGGUGGCCACCCUGGCCUGGACGCGCCUGGUCAUCAUGCCCGUCAACCAGAGGCUGAUCGGCAUCGCCCGCGAGGUCGGCGCCAAGGACAAGGUGUCGGCGGCGGACGUCGAGGCCCUGCUGAGGCGGUGGUGGUGGAUGAACUACGUGCGCGGCGCCGGCGCCCUGGUUGCCGGCUCUGUCUAUUAUUCUUCUAGUGGUACAGUUCGUGACGUAGCGCGGCAUGAGCCGCCUCAUUCAAGCCCGCUACGACGCAUCUUCAUCUAA